AUGAAAGCUGUUCUUGCUCUUAUCUUCUUCGCUUGUGUUGCUGGUUCAAUGGCAUCAAAUGCUGACCAAUUUAUUGGUCAACUUGUUCAAGAAGCACAAACUAUGGCACACACUGUUUUCGGUUAUCUUCAACAACAAAUUCUUGGUUUAGUUCAACAAGCUGUUGGUGAACUUUCAUCACUUGUUGCUUCAAUUGGUGGAGCUCGCAUAGAUUUAAGCUCAAUCCUUAAUCUACUUGGACCUUUACUUAAUGGAAUUAUCGGCCAAGGUCUUAAUUCAGUUCUUGGUGGUCUUCAAGGUCUUAUUGGUGGUCGUCUUGAUUUGGAUAUCGGCGGCAUCUUUCAGAACGUCCUCGAUCAAGUUCUUCCAGCCAUUCAAGGAAUUGGUCAACAUCUUCUUAACCAAGGUUUAGCUGCUGUUCUUGGUGGACUUGGUAGUUUAGGUGGACGUGGUUUUGAGGAUCUCUGGCAAGGUGUUCUAGGUCAAGUCACCAAUGCUGUCUCAACUGCUCAAAAUAUACUUCAAGGCGUUGUCGGAGGCAUUACCACCCUUGGUUCAAACAUUCUUGAUGCUUCAAAACCACACUGGGAACAACUUCAAGAACAACUUAUUGGUCAUGGUCUCAAUGUUCUUGGUUCAGUUUCAGAAACUAUCAAUAACCUUCAUGGUUCAAUUACUGGUGGUCGUUAA
Rotaria sordida is the source of this 690-nucleotide messenger RNA. NCBI's taxonomy places the organism in Eukaryota, Metazoa, Rotifera, Eurotatoria, Philodinida, Philodinidae. The record is from the annotation of a GenBank genome assembly.